Messenger RNA from Nicrophorus vespilloides, 508 nucleotides. RefSeq lists its product as uncharacterized. Lineage: Eukaryota; Metazoa; Arthropoda; Insecta; Coleoptera; Silphidae. The coding region runs from base 8 to 466 and encodes 152 amino acids. The transcript is spliced from 4 exons. The record is from RefSeq and is a predicted model, not a curated record.
CGCAACGAUGGUCGCAACUAAAUUGUUUUCGGUUAUUUUAACUGUCCUGGUUUCUUCGAGUUUGGGAACAAUCGUAUCUGAUUGUGAUGGCGAGAUUGGACAACCUUACGCCGUUAUUGUCAAAGGUUGCGAUGUGCAGCCGUGCCGUUUCAGUACUGCUGUGCCCGUGGAUUUGGACAUCAUCUUCGACGUUCCCAACGACUUGGAAUUUUUUGCUCCUGCUGUUUCCGUCUCGUUUGAUUAUGUCGAAUGGAUCCCUUUCAGUAUAGAAAUGAACGGGUGCGACUCUUUGGUGGGCUACAGGUGUCCUUUGGAGGAGGGCGAAAGGGCUAGGUUUCAUUUCGAAAUGGAUGUUCCACCAAUUCCUAUCACUUUGGGUUUGCAGUACGCGUUGGCUAUUGGAACGGAGGAGGAUGCAGCGAAGUUGAAUUGCUUCAGGGUGAACGCGACGGUCAUUAUUGAAUGAGAAAGAAAUGUAAUUGGUAAUUUGGAAGUGAAAUAAAUUAAA